AAAUGGACGACGAUACGGACAUCUUUGACAUCGACCCACGCGAAGUGUGGCUGGAAAAGGAGGCCAUUGGGGGCUUUCGAGUGUGGCACAUUAUAGCUGCCGUUCUUGGAAUUUUAAUGCUAAUUAUGAUUAUGGUCUGUUGCUGCAUUCGCUUCCGGAUUCCGCGCACCAAACAGGAAAUCGAGGCGGACUAUCAGCGGAAACAGAUCACUAAGAAGUUCCGUGAAAAGCUGCAACAGAUCAAGAACUCCGAAAUGGACGACAUGGAUCUGCAGAAGGUUUGUGCCCGCAUCCAAAGCGAUUAUCUGAAUUUUCAGGCCAGCAUGGAGAGCAUGAAUGAAAAGCAGAAUGUUAAGUUUAAGAUCUAAAAGUGCCUCCUUAAAAUGUGUUUGAUGCGUAACUGUUAAAGUAUUGUGCUGCGGAGAUUGUAUCCUUAAGCGAAUUGUUAGUAACCUAAUUUUUUAGUCUACACAAUAAAAGUUAAUAAAUAAAAAUAUCUAAAAGUA
Molecule: messenger RNA, 506 nt
Organism: Drosophila elegans
Lineage: Eukaryota; Metazoa; Arthropoda; Insecta; Diptera; Drosophilidae
Product: transmembrane inner ear expressed protein
Exons: 3
Coding region: 3-368 (121 amino acids)
Source: RefSeq, a predicted model, not a curated record